UUAUUAUUGUUUGGCUGUUACUCUUCAGACAUGUAUGUUUGGAAUAUCGUCGCAUUUCUGUGCUGUGUGAUUUUCGCUGUAGGGUUGACAGGAGGCAGGCGCAUGCGCAAGAGACGCGACACGUGUGAUCAGGGGACAUACCAGCAUGAGGGGAAUACUUGCUGCCUCUGUCCAAAAGGUUACCGGGUCUCGAGGGACUGCACAGACAAAAAUAUCACAGGUUGUAAUCUGUGUGAGUCUAACACCUAUUUGGACCACCCGAACAAUGAUUACAAUUGCCAGCCUUGUAAAAUAUGCGAUUCCAGCGCAAACAUGGAGGAGAAAGAGAGAUGUUCACCGUUCUCCAACACUGUCUGCCGGUGUAAGGAGGAUCAUUACUGUGACCAGGGUGACCAGUGCAGGAUCUGUAAGCCUUGUGACACGUGUGAGGAAGUGAAAACAAAAUGCACAGAAACCAACAAUACAGUGUGCAAAGAUGCAAAAGACACAUCGAUGUCAAAUGGCAUCUUAUGCAGUUUAAACACAAAGUACAGUACAGGGGGUGGUAAUGGACAAAUAUCAAUGGUUUCUUCUGUUCCAGGGGCCAUUGCAGCUGCUGUUUUGGUUCCGUUAUUCAUAAUCAUAAUCUGCAUGGUUCUCUUUUAUGUAUGGAAACAAAAAAAGGACAAAAAGAGCAGAGACAAAGUGCCUAAGGAACAGGUACCCCUGAAAGAUUUGGACCUGAACCCUCACCUGUUUGAAAUUGCUGAUCAUCUGGGCUGGAAAGUGAUGAAACGUGUUGCCCUGCACUGUGGCAUGACUAAAGCUUAUAUUGACAAUCACGAGUGUAACCACCCUAAUGAUGCGAGAGAACGGACCUAUGGACUUCUGCAGGAUUGGUCCCAGAAACAAGGUUUAUAUGAAGCCUACCCAGCUCUCAUCAGAACUCUUCAUGCCAUAAAGGAAAGAAGAACAGCAGAUGAGAUCAAGAAAAUUGUUGAGAAAGAACAGGCUGAAACUCAGCCAUAGACUGAACAAGAGAUGUACUUCAUUUUUAACAUUGUGUAUAGCACUUUACUGUGUCAAAUUUAAGUUAUAAAUAACAGCCAUAUUGUUAGUUUUAAGUUUCAUAUUGAGAAAUGUGUU
Molecule: messenger RNA, 1125 nt
Organism: Rhinichthys klamathensis goyatoka
Lineage: Eukaryota; Metazoa; Chordata; Actinopteri; Cypriniformes; Leuciscidae
Gene: fas
Product: Fas cell surface death receptor
Exons: 8
Coding region: 31-1008 (325 amino acids)
Biological process (GO): activation-induced cell death of T cells; immune response; regulation of stress-activated MAPK cascade
Cellular component (GO): external side of plasma membrane; CD95 death-inducing signaling complex; membrane raft
Molecular function (GO): tumor necrosis factor receptor activity; protein binding
Source: RefSeq, a predicted model, not a curated record